CAGAGGAUGUGUCUGGGAGUGUGAGAGAGGAAGGGUGGCAGUAAAGUGGGUAUGUACCCUCUCUCUUCUUCGCCCUCUUCUCUCUCUCUCUGUUGAUUGCUCUAUCUCGCGACAGUGAGCAGGCCCUCUGGCAGGGCAGUCUCUUAGUGGCGGAACGGUGGACAGUUGAGAAACAAGCCUAAAUGUCAGACAAGAAUGGCUAUGACAAUCAUGAAGAUGCCCUUGUGCCAGUGGAGGUAUGGCCAGAGCUGGAGAGAGCUGAGUGUUUGGCUCGGGGUGCUGCACUGAAAUGGGCCUCAGGUGUCUUUUGUUGUCCAGAGCAUCUGGAGAAACUUGGACAAUACAGGAAAAGAGAGAGCCAACGAACCACUUCUAUUCAAUCCAGAUUAAAGUCAUCUGUACAGUCCUAUUUGGAAGGUGUUGAUUGGGGUCUUGGUCAAUUGCGAGAGGCACGAGCUGGGCUAAGAGAAGUGUCUCAUGACUUGCACAAGGCAAGAUUGGAGACCAGUAAAAAUUCUGAUGAGGUAACUACACUGGAGACACUUCGGGAGGUGUCUCUCCAUCAUCGCCAACUCCUUGCUGCAGUUAGCAACUUGCCACGCCUCUACAAAGUGCGAAAUAUGGUGCUAGAGACAGAGAGGCUAGUGGAGUCUCGGAGGCUACUGGAAGCUCAUGCUCGGCUAAUGGAACUAGAGUGCUGGCAGGACGAGGUACUGCUACAGCUUCAGGGACCCAAGGGAUCAUCCGGAACAGGCCUAGGGUCUGAGGAUGAGGAGCAUUUGCAGAAUUAUUUCUCAGGUGUUGGACGGUUGGUGGAUGCCCUUGCCAAGGAGCUUUGGGCAGUUGUAGGGAGUUGGCUGUCGCUCACUCAUCAAAACCCCACACCAUUUGUGUCAGCUGUACGUAUAGUAGAGCGUGAAGAAGCUCUAGACAAGUUCUUUAUGGAGGAGCGAAGAUCAGCAUCAGGACACUACAGAACCAUGCCCCCUGGAAGACCACGCUGCUGGAGGGAACGCUUCUUUGAGGUGCUGGAGGAGGGAGUGUCAUCCCGUUUCCGUAGUGUGUCGUACUUGCCCACCCAAGGACCAUGGCUUGCUAGUCACUUGUCUGGACUACAGCAUGGCAUUAUGGAAGACCUCUCAACAGUGCGCAACAUUUUGGAACAGUGUGUUCCACCUCAUUAUCAUCUAACAAGAGCCUACCUGCGAUCCUGCCACCAGUUCUUGCAAACCCAUCUUGGGCUAGUUACUGGAUGGGAGCUAGAAAGUGGGGAAAUUUUUGCUGUUCUUAACUGGGUUCUGCAAAUUUACAACAGCUCAGAGAUGAUGGGUGAUCCAGACCUUGUAUCUGAGCUAGAAAUUGAAGACCUGGGACCCCUGAUAUCUCAGGAAGGUCUCGAGCAGCUGCAGAAUAAAUAUGUCCAAAAAGUUCGGAAGAGUGUCUCAGAAUGGAUGCACAAGGCUCUAGAAGUGGAGCUGACAGACUGGCAGAGGGACCAGGAACCAGACAUUGACCAUGAGGGCUGCUAUCACACCAGCCUUCCAACCAUCAUCACUCAGAUGCUAGAAGAAAAUACACGGGUGGCCUUAAUGAUAAGUGAAGCUCAGAGGGACCAGACAAUCCAAAUGGGCCUUCAUGAGAUGGAGAACCUCCUUAGACGGUUUCGAGAUGCCAUCAUAGAAUUUGGGACAGAGCAUUACAGGGAUCUCACCUCAAACAGUAACAAGUUCUAUCUCCAUUAUCUUCUGGCCUGCAUCAGCAACUGCAUCAUCCUCAAAACUUCUGCAGAAAGCCUGCAGAAACAGUUGUGCUCCUUCCCCUCAAACCGUUUAUCGCAUGUUCCAACUGGGCCUCUGGCUGCCUUGGACCGUGCUGUGAGAAAAGCUUGUCAGCUAGUCAUGGACCACCUACUGUUUGAGUUACAGCCCCAUCUUCAGGGGCUCCUGUCUCAUACCUGGCUGGUCCAGGAAGAUUUAACCCCAAAAAUGUGUGGGGUUCUGGAACAUCACUGUGAACUCUACAACAGAGUGCGUCAACCUUGUCGGCAGAGACUAAAGGAGGAGUGUCAGUGGCUAACUGUUGUUGAGUACGUCCGCACAUUGAUGCAGAAGAGACUGGUCUGUCGAAGUUGUGACGAGCGAUGCCAGUUGGCCCACUUAACACAGGAUGCUGAACAGCUAAGGAACCACUUUCAAAGCAUGGAGAUUGAAGUGACCAUAGGUGAGGUGAAUCCCACUGCAUUGAUACUUGUGCUGGCAGACCUAAUCUAUUUGAAAGACAUGGGCAUGCUAACACUGGAGAUUUCUCAAUUGGUAACCAAGUACCCUGAUAUUAGUGAGAAGCAUGUUUCUGUGAUGUUGGACAUAAGAGGAGAUGUCCCCAAAGAUGUGCGGGGGUCUGUCUUAGAUUUUCUGGAGCACAGUGCUCCACCUUUACCACCAGGAUACCGCCCAAUCUUCUCAGAAAUCCUUGUUCCCUCUUCCUGCAUGUCAUUCUGUCUGCCAACUGCAAAGUGUACUUGAAAAACAAUCUAGCCCGAUUGUAUUAAAGCAGGAUAUUCAUCAUAAAUUCAUCACUACUCCAUAUGAUUAGCAUUUCCACUGUCUGUGCUAUCAUGUCUGAACAAAGCCUUGUUAUAGAAGUAAAUCACUGUGCCAAAAUAAUAUUUACAUUCAUUAAAUUUACAGAUUUUUAUAUAUAUUUUUUAAAACAAAGUGCACAAACCAUGUUAGUGCCCCCAAAACAUUAUGGUAUACCAAGAAAAAUCAGUCUGGCUCAUUGUAUUUGUACAUAUUUUUUGAAGGAAAUUAAACAAUAGAAUGUAAAUGUCUUACAAUGGUAUUGUUACCAAACAUAAAGUUUCCAAAGAUACUCUGAUUGAUAUAAUCUAUUGGUCUAUCGUGGUUCACUGUGUAUAUUGUGGUUGACCU
Molecule: messenger RNA, 2930 nt
Organism: Xyrauchen texanus (razorback sucker)
Lineage: Eukaryota; Metazoa; Chordata; Actinopteri; Cypriniformes; Catostomidae
Product: exocyst complex component 3-like protein
Biological process (GO): exocytosis; exocyst localization
Cellular component (GO): exocyst
Molecular function (GO): SNARE binding
Source: RefSeq, a predicted model, not a curated record